GCUGUAAGGGACAGCAAACAAGUGACGAAGGCUCCAGAAGGCGCGAAUAUUUUUCUCCGCGAAACUCUUCAGAUUGUUUUUAUAUUUAAUACUUGCUUGGGAAAUGUCGACGUUGGAAGCUAACAUUGUUGUGGGCAUUAAGCGUAUCAUUCGCUUGGACACUGCUGUUUCCACUUCACUAUUCAACGUUUAAGUUUGUGAUCCGAGGCAUUGUAAGGUAACGGAUAGUUACUACUGCCAUACAAACUGCUCAAGGAAGUACAGAAAUGUCAGCGCAACCUCAGCACCCGUGGUACUCGGAAGAAAAGCUUCAAUCGGUGUCGGAGAAGCUGCGAUGUAGAGAGACCCAGGCCGGCACGGUGCUUUCGCUCAUGGGAGAGCCGGAUCAGUUGUGCUACCCUUCCAUCUUUAUCUAUGGCCAUCGGGCCACAGGGAAAAGUCAUGUGAUGCACACUUUGAUGAAGGAACUUGAGCUACCCCAUGCCACAGUGAGCUGUGUGGAGUGUGUGACCGUGGGGCUGCUGUUUGAGCAGGUGCUGCACUCCCUGUUUGGUUCAGAAGCCUCUCCCCUACUCCCACGCACUCCCUCCUUGUCUGACUUUGUACGCAUCUACAGGCAGCUGUGUUCCCAGUCCCCUGCCAAACAGACACGAUACAUUGUACUGGAGCGAGCAGAGCUUCUUAGGAACAUGGAAGUGAACCUUCUCCCUGCUCUUCUGCGGCUCCAGGAACUGGUUGAAGACAACGUGACAGUAAUCCUGCUCAGUGAGAUAGUCUGGGACAAGUUCCGACCCAGCACAGGCUGCUUUGAGCCCCUCUUGAUCCACUUCACUGAUUACACUAAAGCGGAGCUGCAGCACAUCCUGGAUCAGGAGAGCCAUCCAUCCUAUUCCCCUGAGCUGUACUCUGCCUUCAUCAACAUCCUGCUGGGGGUCUUCUACUGUGUCUGCAGGGACCUGAGAGAACUCCGCCACCUGGCUGCCCUCAACUUCUCAAAGUACUGUGAACCUUUGGAGGAAGGCAACGUGAAGGAGAGCGAGACCCACAAGCUCUGGAGGAACAUCGAGCCUCACCUGAAGAAAGCCAUGCAGACUGUGUACCUCCGAGAAGUGUCCAGUGUUCAAUGGGAGCAGCAGCAACAGAUGGAGGAGAAGGAGGCUGGAGCCAUGAGAGGUCUGUCAGCUCAUGGUCAUGUAGAGCUGCCGUACUACUCUAAAUUCCUGCUGAUUGCUGCGUAUCUGGCCUCAUUCAACCCUGCCCGCACAGACAAGCGCUUCUUCCUGAAGCAUCAUGGUAAAAUUAAGAAAACCAACUUUUUGAAGAAGCAUGAAAAGACUAGUAACCACCUGCUGGGGCCCAAGCCCUUCCCCCUGGACAGACUGCUGGCUAUAUUCUACAGUGUGGUGGACAGCAGAGUGGCCCCCUCUGCCAGCAUCUUCUCCCAGAUCUCCUCCCUGGUUACUUUGCAGCUGUUGACUCUGGUGGGCCACGAUGACCAGCUAGACUCCCCAAAGUAUAAAUGUGGCGUGUCUCUGGACUUCAUCCGGGCCAUAUCCAGGACCGUGAACUUUGACAUUGUGAAGUACCUGUAUGACUUCCUGUAAGCUGUUAUAAAAUGAAGACAGAGAGAGGGGGAAGGAUGAAUUUAGCUAGGACACACUGAUGGAUAUCCAUUAACAUCGAGGUGGGCGAGGACUGGUUUAUGUUGACUCUUACUGCUGAAUCCGAUGUCGGUGGCAUUGUGUUGUACUGCCUCCUGGUGACUGAUUUAAAGCACUGUCAAUUUUAAUCUUUCCAUUUGCAAUUGACAACUAGUUGAGAUAGAGGACAAAUGUCCACACGCAUAUGCAGUUCAUAGCUCUUCAUCCAUACUGGUGUGAUGAUAAUACAAUGACUCGUUACCAUAGAGUGCACAAAACGGUUUGAUCCUCCGUGGUGGGGAUUGCACCAUGUUAUCUCACCAUAAUUCAUAAUGGAUUACGGGAGCUGUCUGGGUCAACUGGACGUCUGUCACAGUCUUGUUCAUCGGCCUGUGAAUCCCCUAACUGAUGACAGUGCUUUUGUCUUUGAAGAGCACUGGGGUCAUCAUGACGGAUACAGAUUAAUCACUGGUUCUCAUCCCUCUUAAACAUGGUUUUGUCCUCUCAGCGGGUAAACAUUGUAGUCUCCAGAAGUAUGAAAUUCAGAGGUAAGGGCCAUUUGGUGCAAAUGAGUCUCAACAUUCACUGUGACCUCUAGUAAUAAUAUUUUGGGGGGAGUUCGGUAUUGGACUUUCAUCCAUAUCAUUUUGUUACAGGUCUUUAAUUGUCUCUUGUCCAUUCCACAAUAAAUUCACAUCAAAUGCAUUUUGUUGUGUGACCUUUGUAGUCCUUCUUGAGGGAUUUGUGUGUUACCAUAGCUACAGUUCAUUGUGGUUGCCAUGGUAACUAACCGCUGCAGACUGGCUUGUGACUCAUCGCUUUGUGUCUACUCCCAGAGGUUGUGAAGUCUGUAACACAGUUGUCACUAGAUCAAUAUUGAGCCAGCUGCUUGACUUUGAAGUUGUCAAAGUUGUAUAGAAAGAAAACAAAUACAGACUGCCGCAUUUAAUCUUUUAUUGUAUAAAUGUAAGCAAAUGCAGUGUCUUUAUAAACACAAGCUGUAGUCCACCUACAGAAGGCACCGGUUGAGCGAGGCUACGGUACUGUAAAGGUCAUCCUGACUGCGGUGACCACAAAGCAUAGCAUCUCAAUAUAUACAAUACACGUUGUACAAUAGGUACCAGUUACUGCUAAAAUAUUAGUCUUUACAUAAUAUAUCAUUAUUUUCAGUUCUAUUUAUACAUAUCGACUUUUCAGUCGGCAGAUUCUAGAACUGAUAAUGCAGCUUGUUUAAUCUCUUUGAAAAUUGGGAUCUACAAUCUCGAGUUUGCUUUGUGGCUCAGUGUAUUCAAAGUUCUCAAGAACUGUCCCUCUCCAGCUAAACUAACCAUUUCGUCAUCAUAUCGUAGGGGAAAUUGAACUUUAACUUCCUGCUAUAGACCCCACGGACACUGAGCGUAACAGCUCAACAGAGGUUCCCACAACUUGGCUGGAAACCAGAGAGAAACAGGCUUUUCAUAUUUGAAAAAUGCAGUUGGUACAGGCAAAGAGUUUCCACCUUACCCUCUAUCCCCUGUAGCACCCUUGAUUAAGAUCUACUUGUGUAUCAAGGUCAGGUGACUGUCUGAAAUAUAAUGCUUUUCACCAUGCAGGACUUUGAGAGAUUUAGAUCAUGUGUGUGUUUGAGUCACACACGUGUGGUCUGACACUAUACAGAGAUGCAUUUAAAGCUGAGACCUGAUUCAUUUCCCCUUAUAAUAACAAAAUGGGUGAAAUCACAUGAAGGCCGAGACCUUUAGGGUAUGGGUGACCUCCAUGAGGGUAGGGAUGUAGCAGAGUAAGGGUGGAAAAGGGGGAGACCUCUAAACGCUGUGUCUCCGGCUAUGAAUCAUGGCCACUAUGUGGUUGAGGUCCAGAGUCUUCAUCACCACCUCCAUGAAGUCCUCAUCAGUGCGAGCCCCAGCCACAAA
Molecule: messenger RNA, 3550 nt
Organism: Osmerus eperlanus (European smelt)
Lineage: Eukaryota; Metazoa; Chordata; Actinopteri; Osmeriformes; Osmeridae
Gene: orc5
Product: origin recognition complex, subunit 5
Exons: 15
Coding region: 267-1604 (445 amino acids)
Biological process (GO): DNA replication; DNA replication initiation
Cellular component (GO): nuclear origin of replication recognition complex; nucleus
Molecular function (GO): DNA replication origin binding
Source: RefSeq, a predicted model, not a curated record